Messenger RNA from Varroa destructor (honeybee mite), 1887 nucleotides. RefSeq names its product snurportin-1 (gene Snup). The record is from RefSeq and is a predicted model, not a curated record. Gene Ontology annotation, cellular component: cytoplasm; nucleus. Lineage: Eukaryota; Metazoa; Arthropoda; Arachnida; Mesostigmata; Varroidae. Gene Ontology annotation, biological process: snRNA import into nucleus. Gene Ontology annotation, molecular function: protein binding.
UUGAAUUAACUAGACAACAGACAAGUCGAAGAUAAUAUAGGACACCUAUAGAGUGCGCACCGCCUCGUAAUCGGUUUCCUUUGUGAAUUGAAUUUUCAUAUUUUUGCUUCAAUUUCCUGUUAGUCUAAGUUCGUCAAUGCAUUAAAGAAGAAGCAACAUGCAAUCAAGAACACCAAGCGGUGGUUGUUUGCGAUUUAUGUGAGGGUCAACAAACACACGAGAGUUACUGUGCGAGUAUGAGCUCUGUUAGGUUUCUGUGGGAAAGGGCCAGUUAGGCGGCUCGGGACAUUCCAAGUCAACGGAACGCUCUUCGAACAUCUGUGGUACUAGCGCGAACUGAAGUCCUCGAAAACGUCACUCGUAAUUUUUGUUUGCUUUGAGCGGAUCUUGACGCUAACGCAAGAGGAAGUACUGAACGCAAAACUAAUCUUUCCUGCUGACUUGAUGGAAAGCGCGGAGUGUAAUGAAGUGAAUCGGUCUCAAAACUAGCCCCCGAUAUCAAGGAAGCCUCCUACUAUGCUCAGCGAGUGUUGUGAAAUUUUCAUGAAAAUUGCUUUUGUCCGUGAUUCUUUAUUUACGACUUGGUGUAUGAGUAGACAAACGCUAAAAUAGCAUAAGUUGGUAACUAGAAAAAUUCUAACGUCUGCUGAGUAACAGAGGACAGUCAUUGUUAUAUUAUGAUGUAGGAACGACUCAAUUGUAGAACAUGACCUAACUAAACUGCAGACUUAUGUUUAGGCCACGAUGGACGAAAUCAUAUCAGGUCUCAGCAGCGAGCUGAGUAUUACCCAGGCUCCGUGCGCCGCUACGAUAUCUGCCGAAAGGUUUGCUCAAAUGCGUAAAAUUAAAACAUCACUACCUGUACGACAGGAAUUACGGCGACAGCAGUUUCUCGAGAGACAAAAAGAGAAGCGGUAUGACGGGUUUCUUCAUGCUCGCGGUCUUGCCACUGGAGUAUUUGGAGCGAACGAAUCCCUACCAGGCAAUGGCUUAAAGACAGAUAAGGAAUCCGGAGUUUAUAAGUCUGGGAACGUAGCAAGAGCUUGUAUAGAUGCCGGUACCGAUGAGGAUGAUACUGACUCCGAGAUAAGCCGUCCCCGGAGACCUCCGAGGUCAUAUCGUAACCAGCUGAUGCAGUCCGAAUGGCUGGUUGAAGUUCCGCCAGAUCUGGAACGCUACCUGAUCGUGCUGUGCCCUAAAGGAAAAAGAGGACUUCUCAUUGCAUCAAGGGGUGUUACAAAACUAUACGCUCGCAAUGGCUUCAACUUCAUGACUUUUGCUUCGAAUCUACCUGGAGGAAGCUCGAAUGGCGGCCGACAAUCAAACUGGAAACCGAAUGAGUUCACCAUACUUGACAUCGUUUAUAAUGAUGCAUCGAAAACCUGCUUCAUACUCGAUCUUAUUUACUGGCGAUCCAGGCCGUAUUAUGAUUCCGUAACAGCUUUUCGUUUCUUCUGGUUAAAGACACAAUUUGCGGAAUGCGAAACAGAACUUACAUUCAAAGAAAGAAAGGUGAAGCUUGAAGUAGUGCCUUUUUACGAAUGGGAGCCUCAGACGAUUCAAAGCCUGCUGUGCCGCGAUGAGCCGCCAUUUAUAACACCUAUUGAAGUUGAUGGAAUUCUGUUCUAUCAUUCCGAGGGUCACUACAUUCCGGGAAUCUGCCCACUCGUGGGUUGGCUGAAACCUUAUAUGUGUGUGGAGGUGUUGCAUAUCGAGGUACAUCCCCGGUUCUUCAUAGAGCGUCCACAGGAAUACACCAGCCUCAAAGACAAAAUGGAACAGAAAGAGAAGGGAAAGAAGGAAAAAGCUCGACAAAAGAAAGCUACUUUACCUACUGAUGUGAUGGAGACAUUCACAGAGAAUCAAUAAACACCCUAAUCAAUCUUA